CCAGUCCUGCAUCGGCGUCACACCCUCGGAAGGGAGAGCUAGCGAUGGAGAGCUGGACGGACUACUUCACGUCGCACUUCUACGCCAUGAAGGCGCGGCCCGUGUCGGCCUUCGACCCGUCGGGCUUCAUCAUCGUCGUCUCCUUCUUCCUGCUGCUCGUGGGCGUCGUGGCCGCCACGGCGCGCGCGCUGGUCUCGAGCCGCGGGCUCGUGCUGCGCUCGCGCGUGGAGAAGAACCUGCAGGACAUGUCGGACUACGUGUCGGACCAGCGCAACCGCGUGGAGGAGAAUCUGCAGUACAUCAAGGGCCGCGCCAUCGACCACUCGGGCCGCCAGGGCUUCAUCGCCGAGAUGCUCAGCUACGCCUACCUCUCGCGGCUCGCCUUCUCGCUCUCCAUCUUCGCCAUCGCCUCGUACCUCAACACGCUGGCGGCAGUCAUCGCAGGCUGGCGCACGCCCAACGUCGUGAUCCUCAACCUCGCCAAGGAGAGCACCAGCGUCAAGACGCUGCCGGACCUUGGACACGACCUUUUCAAGUUCGUCAUGACCAAGAUCUACGGCCACACCACGUACAUCGAGUGGUUCGACCUGCCCGACGAGUUCCUCGCUGCUGUGGGCACGCUGACGUCAUUCAUCCUCAUCCUGCACCCGCGGCGCCUGCUGAUCUUGCGUCGCUUCUGCUUCAUCUUCGCUAUCAUCAACCUCAUGCGAGCUUGCUGCGUGGCUGUCACGUCACUGCCCGACGCCAGCCCCAUGUGCAUCUCCCAGUUCGACAGCGAGCGCGGAGACUACAAGUCGCUCCCCAUGUUCCCGAAGGCCUUCUUCCGCGCGUGGAAGGUGUUGAUCCGCCCGUCACAGCACAUUACCUGCGGUGACAUGAUCUUCAGCGGCCACGCUGUCUUUUUGAUGCUCUGCUGCAUGUUCGCCCAAACGUACUGCUCGCGCUCAGAGCUGAACACUCCGUUCACGCGCCGCUACCCGUACGUUUUGUGGAUGAUCCGCUACUACAAUUACAUCCUGUCGGCGUUCGGCCUCUUUGCCAUCGUUGGCACGCGGUUGCACUACACGCUUGACGUCCUGAUCGCCGUCUACAUCACGGCUCAAGUCUGGUUCACGUACCACUGGCUCAUGAACCACCCGGAGAACAGCUUUGCGGUGAUCAACUGGCUCGAGCAUGAAGAAGUGCACCUGGUCGACCAUAACGCUUACCGGAAGGCGCGACGAUCUGGCAGCCAAAGCGAGCGGAUCGACAAGAUCGACUAA
Phytophthora sojae is the source of this 1262-nucleotide messenger RNA. RefSeq lists its product as hypothetical. The coding region runs from base 45 to 1262 and encodes 405 amino acids. Gene Ontology annotation, molecular function: ceramide cholinephosphotransferase activity; sphingomyelin synthase activity. Gene Ontology annotation, cellular component: endoplasmic reticulum membrane; Golgi membrane. The record is from RefSeq and is a predicted model, not a curated record. NCBI's taxonomy places the organism in Eukaryota, Oomycota, Peronosporomycetes, Peronosporales, Peronosporaceae. The transcript is spliced from 4 exons. Gene Ontology annotation, biological process: ceramide biosynthetic process.